Molecule: messenger RNA, 815 nt
Organism: Saccostrea cuccullata (small rock oyster)
Lineage: Eukaryota; Metazoa; Mollusca; Bivalvia; Ostreida; Ostreidae
Product: calcium channel flower homolog
Exons: 5
Coding region: 54-572 (172 amino acids)
Biological process (GO): vesicle-mediated transport
Cellular component (GO): membrane
Source: RefSeq, a predicted model, not a curated record
CAGCUGCCUGAGCUGGAGAAAAGAGACUGAUGUUAGACUAACUGGGGAUCAGAAUGCAGCCAAAUACACGUGAUGGCCAACAAAAGGGCGGCAUUGUCGAUACCUGGUGGUAUAGAUAUCUCCUACGGGGCGUCGGGACGCUGGGGGGAUUGUUGGCCAUAUUGUUUGGUUUGGUGGCUUGUAUCACUUUCACAGCAAUGUGCUUACUAGCAGGGGUACUUCAAAUGGUAGCUGGUUUUAUAGUGGUACUACUUGAGGCUCCAUGCUGUUGCCAGUUUGUGGAAUUUGCAGAUAAAAUCAGCUCAUUUUCAGAUAAACGACCUGCCUGGCAAAAAGCUGUUUUAUAUUGUCUACUAGGUCUGGUGCCUAUAGCAUCAUGUAUAGAAGCCUGGACAAUCUUAGGGGCUGGUCUUGUCUUUAUAUCAGGAGCUCUGUACGGAUUGAAAGCAAUCGGCAAAAAGGGUGACAGGGAAUCUAUGAUGGCGGUAGCGAGUGGAGCAGACAUGGAGAUGAAGGUCAAAUUAAUAGACAAAGAAGAGAAUUCAAAAUUACCCAACUCCGCAGUCCCGUGACAAAAUGUCUCAUUACUAAAAUUUCCAUGACAAUAUGCAUGUAUGGGCAUUCAGAUUUCAGGAUGAGGGAUCAUCCCCUCAAUGGAAAUAAUUCUGGAUUCCAGCCAAAAUCAGCAUCCACACAGAGGAUCAGAAGGGACACAUACCAUUGUUCAUUGGAAACUUUCAUAUAUCAAUCAUUACUUAUAAGAAAUAUUCAUAUACAUGCAUAUCAUUAUUCAUUGAUAAUCCAUAUAAAGGGAG